CCCACGCGGCGGCGCUGUCUCGAGCGCGUGUCCAUCCGGCUGCCUACGUCACCACAUUUCACCGAAUGCGAUGGCACAGCGUGGAGGCGCGUGAAGGUGGUCUCUAAAAAAAAAAAAAAAAAAAAAAAGAAAUCUCUGCCAGCAACUUGUGGAAUGAUGAGGGACGCGGCUCUCCUGCUCACGUCCUGCGCGCUCCUGUGCGUCCUCCUCAGCUCCAGCCAGGCAGCAAGACCAGGACAGGACAUGAGAUGUGGAGCCUGCAGGGCUCUGGUAGAUGAGAUGGAGUGGGCCAUCUCUCAGAUAGAUCCAAAGAAGAUGAUCCAGACGGGAUCCUUCAGGAUCAACCCGGACGGCAGCCAGUCCAUCAGGGAGGUUCCUCUGGCUCGCUCGGAGGGAAACCUCCUCGAGCUGAUGGAGAGUGUGUGCGAGAGGAUGGAGGACUACGGCGAGCACACGGAUCCUUCCACAAACAGGAAGUCCUACAUUAGGGUGAAAUCUCGGAGCGGUGAGGCCAUGGACCUGUCGGAGGCCACUCUGGAUUCAAGAGUUACAGCCAGUUUAAAAUUUGCAUGUGAAACAAUUGUUGAGCAUAAUGAAGAUGAAGUCAUUGAGUUCUUCGGUCAUGAGACCGAUAAUGUCAAAGACAAACUCUGCAGCAAGAGGACAGACCUCUGUGACCACGCUCUGAAAAUGCCCCAUGACGAACUUUGAUAUCAUCUUGCCAUCACCAGCUUCUCUGCUGAACUAGAACGGAGGCGUUUGGUGCUGUAAUGUUUUCACUUAUCACCGGCCAUGGUAGUGAUUUUAAAAAAAAUAUAUACAAAUGAUGUAAAACAUGAGAAAAUCCACCUGAAAAUAAGUGUUAUUCCUGUGAUCUGUGACAAUUUAAAGACCAGUUUGACAUAUUCUUUGGCUAUAUCUCUGUGGACUAUCUUGUCACCUGUUUAUAUUCUGUAAGUUAUUUUACUUUAUACUCGUAUACUUCAUAUGGAGGUUCUUGUCCUGCCUUCAAAUGCUCGUCACCGGAUGAAACUGAAACUGUGAAACUGCAAAAAUGAAGUUAGACUUCCGAGUAGAUUUCAGGAUUUCUUACAGGAUUCGACGUGUAUAUACAGUAAGCAUAUUAAUUUAAGACGGGUACACAGAGAUCGGGUUAAAGUUUGGUCGAGUGGUCCUUAAGUCGUUACUGAUGCACAUUGGAAAAAAAGAGCUAGGUAGAAGUGAUUAGUCUUUUUUAUUCACAGUGAACUCACAUCCAUAUUCUCGCUCAUCAAUGCAAGUGUCAUCUGUUCCUGCUUCAGUAGAGAGUUUUUAAAACUCGCCGAUAUUUAUUGAUUUUUCAAAGAUCACAGGAAUAACUGAUGUUAUGUUGUGCUGUUCUUUUUUUGGUUGAAUAUUUCUUUAGAUAAAAAACAACAACAUAUGAAAUAUAUAAAGAAAUAUAAUGUAAAAAAGACCACAACAACAGAAAUUAAGCCGAUUUUAGAUUUGGGUGAAAUUAGUCUAAUUAACAAAAUGUCCUUGAACAAAUAUUUUCCAUUAUGCUCCUCAAUGACUGACCCUCUUUCACCACCAACCUUGGUAUUGUUACUGUUACUGUCAUGGUUAAGAAAAGUGGUCCAAAAGAUUAAAUAUUGCUGCUUGGAAUGGGCAGGUCGAGGCUGAAAAUGUCUCCAUGAACUGAAUUAAUCACAAUUUUUUUUUCCACUCGAGAAACUGAAGGUUGAUCGAAAGUUUUAGCAAAGUCAAAAAAAGAAAACACUCCAGCCACUGUUUUGUGUAGAAUUGUGAAUUCAAACUUUGUAGCUUCCAGUGGCAUAUACACUUAAAAACGCCACAAUGGUCUGUUAAUUUACAGACAAUGGGACAGUUAUGCAUAAACUGCUGGAAUCUGAAAAAUAUUUUUAUAUCAAACAAGCAUAGAGGUAUAAAAUUCAUAUAAAAUAAUAGGUCAUUAGUUUAGAUUCAGGAGCAGGCAAAUGGCAUCUACUUUUCAUUAAACAUUACAGCUGCAAUCCCCUUAGAUUAUAUAUUUUUUGUUUCAUUUUUACUUUUGAGCAUCAGGAAGAAAUUUCUGUUUCCUUCAGUCUUGUCAAACUGAACUGGAGUCCAAAUUAAAGAAUCAGUCUCAGUUGGAAAGUCCUCAUGCUGUACUGUGGAUGUUUAAAGGUCGGGAUGUAUUUUUGGUAUCAUUUAUUUUUCAAUGUGUGAAAAAAAUGACCUUGCUGUCUCACGUGAACAUUGUUUCGAUCAGUCCUUUUUUAAAAUAUAUAUAAACUUUGUAAGUUUU
Molecule: messenger RNA, 2290 nt
Organism: Larimichthys crocea (large yellow croaker)
Lineage: Eukaryota; Metazoa; Chordata; Actinopteri; Sciaenidae
Gene: cnpy2
Product: canopy FGF signaling regulator 2
Exons: 6
Coding region: 154-711 (185 amino acids)
Cellular component (GO): endoplasmic reticulum
Source: RefSeq, a predicted model, not a curated record